Molecule: messenger RNA, 3377 nt
Organism: Atta colombica
Lineage: Eukaryota; Metazoa; Arthropoda; Insecta; Hymenoptera; Formicidae
Exons: 13
Coding region: 694-3369 (891 amino acids)
Source: RefSeq, a predicted model, not a curated record
GAUCGCCGGCCGCCGGAGAAAGAAGAGACAUGGACUCUGACUGCUGAUCAACAGGAUUCGUGCGUCUGUUUUGACGGUGUCGAUUCUAAAGUGAAAGAUGAGCACAAUUCCGAGAAAACACAAUUGAAAUCGCCUGCGGAAGUAAUAUCAGUGGAUGCGGGCGAUAACGUUGACAAUACUUUGCCACGCAGCCAGGAGACCAGGAAAAGUAAGACUAAAAAAGUGAAGAACUAUCUGAAGAAGUGCAAGGGCGCGCUGUCGAAAGGUGAUGAGAGCGUCACAGACAAGAGACGCCAGGAGAACUGCACUUCGUGGUACUUGGACGACGUUUCAACUUGCGCGAGUCAGCAGGAGGAUCACGAUGAACCUCCGGAGAAGUAUACGGAAUUCCCCGAAGAGAGACUCGAAGAGGCGGUCCGCGAUGUAGAGUCUGUCGAAGAUCCUGUGCCUGAAACGCUCGAGGAGAAUUUCUUGAAGGGCGAGAACUUCGAGGAAACUUCGCAUGAUGCUCUCACCAGACUAUUGGAAGAGGAUCGUAGGGCCGAUCUUAGCAGAAGCAGAACGUCUUUGUAUGAGGACGCCAAAGAUGCAAAUUCAGAACAAUCUGUCUCGGACGAGAAAAUUCCGACGAAGGAAUCAGAGCUUUUCCGUGAUGAAGAAAAAAAAGAUGCGGCGAUCUCACUCGAGACAUUAAUGACGGAAGACACGAAUCUGAAUAAGUGCGAUUCGAACGAUACAUUGAUAGCAGAAGUUCCGGAAGUAAACGAGACCGCAACAGAUCUUAACUCGGAAUUAAUGAUUAUUGUGAAGGAAGAAGAGGACGCACCGAAAGUUCCUGCGAGCGAGGAGAUAAUAGUUCCUGCAUGCUGUGGAAAUCGUGGGGAUUUCGCUUCUCUGGUCCGGAAUUUGCUCGGUCCAAUUUACGGCGACAGUGUUAUGAAUUUACUGAUAAGACAAGCACGGGAUAUCCUAGUUUGCGCUUAUCACGGCAACUUGGAGAACUUCGUCCGGACUUAUCUCUCACCUGCUGCAGUCCUUCUAGCGGAAGUCAAGAAUGUCGCCUCCGAAACGGGAAACGAGGCGGUGGUGCCUGAGGGUUGGCCUCUGACGUUAGGCGGCAACGGCCUGAUCUUGCAGCUGGGGGAGCUCGAGGCAUCCGCACUGCGUCUUGGGGAAUGUUACCUUUGCGUACGCAGCGCGGCUGCUGCAACUGCAACUGCAAUCACCUCGUCGGUCAGCGGCGCUACGACCGCCGGUGAAGCCGUCGAGCAAAAUACCGUUGAGAUAGCAGUAGUCUGGCGAACUACGUCGAUGAGGGCCCCGGGGAUUUUGGGUUGGGAUCGUGAAGACGAGUUUAUGGACUGGCGGGACCUGACAAACAAGGGUCAGCCGAGCUCGUCGAAUACGAGCACAAAUCUCAGCGGAGCGCAGCCAUCGAGCGUGAUGAAAACCACCGGUCGUCCGCGGCGAAGAUCGCGCGAGGACGCGCGUCCGAGGACACGCGAGAUCAACAAAACUAAUAGCGCUGAACAUCGUCGGGAGGAGGCCAGGUCGAUCGAUAGGCUGGAACAUCAAUUCUGUCGUGAGAAUCACACGAUCGGCGAAUCCGGUCAUACUGUCACAGUGAUGAAGUCCAGGUCCGCGUCCAGUGUCAAUACUUGGAAGGACGACCUCGACGGCGACGAGGAUGAGCUAGAUCGAAGCACGAGUUGCAGAGUGUGUUCCAAGAAUUCCUCUAGUCCCAUCGGCGGCGACGAGAGUCGCGCCAAAGUGAAGCGAUGCACCAAGGUGGUCUCCCCUACAACAAUGGAAAAAUGGAAGGAGAGCAGUAGAUGCGAAAUGCGUAGCAGGUCGAUCGCAUCGGAAAAUCUGAAGAGUCCUCUGCAAUUCGAGGAAAGUAUUUUGCGGCGAGAUGACAUCGCCGAUGAUUCACCAAAAGAUCUCGAGGAUAGACUGCGGAACGCGGGUGGUCCAGACGAUAUUAGCGACGAGGAUCUGCCGGCAUACAUAGGCAGUUUGCUUGUCACCGUUGAGAGAAAAAUCGAAAGAGUCUCGCUCGACGAUAUGACGUUCCCCUGUCCGGCGUGCAGGAAUAUAGAUACGGACGAUCCAUUGCUGGGAUGCAGAUGCGCUGGCGACGACUGCGGCUGCGGCGAGGAUAACUGCGAUUGUUCUUCCUCUGCCUCACGAAAGGAACAAUCCGCGAAGAGCUUCGAAGUGGCGGGAAUCAAGCAUAUCGAUAGUGACGAUGAAGAAGAAGUACGAAUGGGAUUCGGAACCAAAAAGCGAGUUGACGAAGUAGCAUCACCAAGGACUAUCCACGACUUGCCAGAACACGUUCUCACAUGUGGCCUGUCACUUCCCGGAUACUCAGACGUCGCCGGGAGACCGGUUAUCGAAUUCGAGGACAAUGUAUCCACAAGGGAAACCCUUUCCAUUAGAGAGACGUCGUCUUUUCUACUCUACCUCGCUCGUCUACCCAGCUCCGACUGCACAAAAAAUGGCUUCACUAUUUUCAUACGCGGCGAUUCUAAAGAGAGUCUGGAGUUUAUAGACGAAGUAGUGGUCCUGUUGCAGGGCAGAAUCAACGUGGCUCAGACUCUCGUGCUUCGAAAUGCCGCAACAAAGGAUGGCCUGAUUGAAUCUCUCUUACCUCUCAGUAAAGUCCAGACCGUCAUCGUGAAUGACGCCACUCUCGCAAAGUAUAUUCCCAGACGAGAAGAAAAUCAUGAUCAGAUGCAAUGGAUCACUUUUUACAAGGAGUACGACAGUCUCAUGACGGAGUGGCAAUCGGCUGGUCGCAGAUUAGCCCUCGAAAUGUCGGACCUGAAGGAAUGCACAAGCCUGUCUGGCACUUUGACGCCUCUCGGUCGGCUCCUCACGGACCCCACAUUGAGAAGAACGUCUAGAGAUGCCGAAGAAGCCAUCGCCGCACUCGAGGAACGCGCGGCUCCCCUUCUACACAUUGAGCACGUUAGAUUGUCGGUGAAACGAGCCCGAAGACUGGUGGAGGAGGUGGGUAAGGCUGCCACCAGGCUGGAGUCAUCGUUCGAGUCGCGACGCGCGACUAUCCGCAAUCUCGCGGUUCUGCGGAGCAUCGAGGAUCAAGCACACGAGGUAUUAUCGUGGCUUUGUAAGAAAGGCGAAGAUAUUCUGUCGAAGCACGCACAACAUAUAGCGACGAAUUUGACGUCGGCACGUCUUCACGAACGGGAAUUCGAGAAGUUUUACUUCACGUCGAUGGCGCGGACUGCAAAGACCCCUGCCAAGUGUGCACACUUCCUCCUUUUUUUAUUUAUCUGCCAGCGAAAUGAAGAAAUAACACGGAAGGAGUCGAGACGACGCCGAAAAAGAGGAAGACGAAAAUGAUUAUUCCU